AUGGCGAGAGCCAAGCUGAAGAAUUCCCCUUCAGAGAGCAAUUCCCACGUAAAAACUGUCCCACCGGCGAUGACAGAAGAUGUCCAUGGGGUGAGCCCCUUGUUACCGGCUCGGCGGAUGGGAUCCUUGGCGAGUGAUGUCGGACAAAGGCCUCACGCCGAGGACUUCAGCGUGGAUUCCUCCUUCUCGCAGGUGCAGGUCGAGUUCUACGUGAAUGAAAACACCUUCAAGGAGCGGCUGAAGCUCUUCUUCAUCAAAAACCAGCGAUCGAGCCUGAGGAUCCGGCUCUUCAACUUCUCGCUGAAGCUGCUCACCUGCCUCCUGUACAUCGUCCGUGUCCUGCUCGACAACCCGGAGGAGGGCAUCGGCUGCUGGGAAUGCGAAAAGCAGAAUUACACGGCAUUCAACCAGUCCACGAAGAUAAACUGGUCUCACAUCUUCUGGGUGGAUAGAAAAAUGCCGCUGUGGGCUGUGCAGGUCAGCAUAGCUUUAAUCAGCUUUCUGGAGACCAUGCUGCUCAUCUAUCUCAGCUACAAGGGGAACAUCUGGGAACAGAUUUUUCGCAUUUCGUUCAUCCUGGAGAUGAUCAACACGGUGCCCUUUAUUAUCACAAUAUUCUGGCCUCCUUUGCGGAAUUUGUUCAUUCCUGUGUUUCUGAACUGCUGGCUUGCCAAGUACGCCCUGGAGAACAUGAUUAACGACCUGCACCGAGCCAUACAAAGGACCCAGUCUGCCAUGUUUAACCAGGUGCUCAUUCUGAUCUGCACCCUCCUGUGUCUGGUUUUCACGGGGUGAGGCUGUGAGACCUGUGGCAUCCAGCAUCUAGAAAGGGCAGGUGAGAAGCUCUCCCUCUUUAAGUCCUUCUAUUUCUGCAUCGUCACCUUUUCCACUGUGGGCUAUGGAGACGUGACACCAAAGAUCUGGCCUUCCCAGCUCCUCGUCGUGAUAAUGAUUUGCGUCGCCCUGGUUGUCCUGCCGCUCCAGUUUGAGGAGCUCGUCUACCUGUGGAUGGAGCGGCAGAAGUCAGGAGGCAAUUACAGCCGUCACCGUGCCCAGACGGAGAAACAUGUUGUCCUUUGUGUCAGCUCCCUCAAGAUUGAUCUCCUCAUGGACUUCCUCAACGAGUUUUAUGCCCACCCGCGCCUGCAGGAUUACUACGUGGUGAUACUUUGCCCGACAGAGAUGGACAUCCAGGUGCGACGAGUCCUGCAGAUCCCACUGUGGUCACAGCGAGUGAUCUACCUCCAGGGCUCUGCGCUGAAGGACCAGGACCUCAUGAGAGCCAAGAUGGACAACGGAGAAGCCUGCUUCAUCCUCAGCAGCCGAAAUGAGGUGGACCGCACCGCAGCGGACCACCAGACCAUCCUGAGAGCCUGGGCUGUGAAAGAUUUUGCUCCGAACUGUCCACUCUACGUUCAGAUCUUAAAGCCUGAAAACAAGUUUCACGUCAAGUUUGCCGAUCACGUCGUCUGCGAAGAGGAGUGCAAAUACGCCAUGCUGGCACUGAACUGCGUCUGCCCUGCCACCUCCACCCUCAUCACGCUGCUGGUGCACACCUCCCGCGGCCAGGAGGGCCAGGAGUCCCCGGAGCAGUGGCAGCGGAUGUACGGGCGCUGCUCGGGCAACGAGGUCUACCACAUCCGGAUGGGCGACAGCAAGUUCUUCAUGGAGUAUGAGGGGAAGAGCUUCACCUACGCCGCCUUCCAUGCGCACAAGAAGUACGGCGUCUGCCUGAUCGGCAUCCGGAGGGAGGAGAACAAGAGCUUCUACAUCAACAUCACCAAGGAAGAGAACUCUGCCUUCAUCUUCAAGCAGGAGGAGAAGCAGAAGAAGAAGGGCUUUGCGGGGAGAGGCACCUACGACGGCCCGUCCCGCCUGCCUGUGCACAGCAUCAUCGCCAGCAUGGGUACAGUAGCCAUCCAAACCAGGGAGUCCCGCCCCGCUAACAGCAGCAAGCUGGCACUGCAGGCGGAGAACGGCUCGGGCAACCGCCGGCCCAGCAUCGCGCCCGUCCUGGAGCUGGCCGACACCUCGUCCCUGCUGCCCUGCGACCUGCUCAGCGACCAGUCGGAAGACGAGAUGACGCAGUCGGAUGAGGAGGGGUCAGCAGUUGUGGAGUACGUGAAGGGCUACCCGCCAAACUCCCCCUACAUUGGGAGCUCCCCAACUCUGUGCCACCUUUUACCCGAAAAAGCCCCUUUCUGCUGCCUGAGGUUGGACAAGGGCUGCAAGCACAACAGCUUUGAAGAUGCCAAAGCCUACGGUUUUAAGAACAAACUGAUCAUCGUUUCGGCGGAGACGGCUGGGAACGGCCUGUACAACUUCAUUGUCCCGCUUCGUGCGUACUAUCGGUCCCGCAAAGAGUUGAACCCAAUUGUGUUGCUGCUGGACAACAAACCUGAGCACCACUUUCUGGAAGCCAUCUGUUGUUUCCCCAUGGUUUACUACAUGGAGGGCACGAUCGACAACUUGGACAGCUUGCUGCAGUGCGGCAUCAUCUAUGCCGACAACCUGGUGGUGGUGGACAAGGAGAGCACAAUGAGUGCCGAGGAGGACUACAUGGCAGAUGCAAAGACGAUUGUCAACGUCCAGACCAUGUUCAGGCUCUUCCCCAGCCUCAGCAUUAUCACAGAGCUGACCCACCCCUCCAACAUGAGGUUCAUGCAGUUCAGAGCAAAGGACAGUUACUCUCUUGCCCUUUCCAAGCUAGAAAAGAAAGAGCGAGAGAACGGCUCCAACCUGGCCUUCAUGUUCCGGCUGCCCUUUGCAGCCGGGAGGGUCUUCAGCAUCAGCAUGCUGGACACGCUGCUCUACCAGUCGUUCGUGAAGGACUACAUGAUCACCAUCACUCGGUUGCUGCUGGGUCUUGACACCACGCCGGGCUCUGGCUACCUCUGUGCGAUGAAGAUCACUGAAGAUGACCUGUGGAUCCGGACGUACGGCCGCCUCUUCCAGAAGCUUUGCUCCUCCAGUGCGGAGAUUCCCAUAGGGAUUUACAGGACAGAGUCACACAUGUUUGCAACCUCCGAGCCCCACGACAUCAGAGCGCAGUCACAGAUCUCUAUCAAUGUCGAGGACUGCGAGGACAACAAGGAGCACUGGGGCAUCAAUACCAGCCACCACAGGAACUCGUGCUCCAGCGACCAGUCCGAGCACCCGCUGCUGCGGCGCAAGAGCAUGCAGUGGGCGCGCCGGCUGAGCAGGAAGGGCAACAAGCACGCCAGCAAGACGGCCGAGUGGAUCAGCCAGCAGCGCCUCAGCUUGUACCGGCGCUCCGAGAGGCAGGAGCUUUCCGAGCUCGUCAAAAACCGUAUGAAGCACCUGGGCUUGCCCACCACCGGGUACGAGGAUGUAGCAAAUUUAACAGCCAGUGAUGUGAUGAAUCGGGUAAACCUGGGAUAUUUGCAAGAUGAGAUGAACGACCACCAGAACACCUUGUCCUACGUCCUGAUAAAUCCCCCCCCAGACACGCGGCUGGAGCUCAACGACAUCGUGUAG
This is a messenger RNA of Opisthocomus hoazin, 3498 nucleotides long. Lineage: Eukaryota; Metazoa; Chordata; Aves; Opisthocomiformes; Opisthocomidae. The record is from RefSeq and is a predicted model, not a curated record.